This is a messenger RNA of Mollisia scopiformis, 1218 nucleotides long. Its product is annotated as anthranilate synthase component I. Lineage: Eukaryota; Fungi; Ascomycota; Leotiomycetes; Helotiales; Mollisiaceae. Gene Ontology annotation, biological process: L-tryptophan biosynthetic process. Bases 1 to 1218 code for a protein of 405 amino acids. The transcript is spliced from 5 exons. The record is from RefSeq and is a predicted model, not a curated record.
AUGAAACUGCACACUGGCGCGAAGCUGCCACCCUUGAUAGGAGGGGCCAUUGGAUAUGUCGGAUACAACUGCGUCAAGUAUUUCGAACCAAAAACAAAAAGGGAUCUGAAGGAUAUUGUGCAGAUCCCAGAAAGCUUGUUUAUGCUGUUCGACACAAUUAUAGCAGUCGAUCAUUUCUUCCAGCAGGUGAAUGUGUUCACAUAUGUCAAAGCACCAGGGACACCAGGUGCAGAAGCAAGUUUAGAAGAGGCAUACGCAUCUGCCCAGAGAAUAAUUGAGGAUGUUGUAAGUAGGAUCUUGGUCGACAAAGUGCCGAGACCACCGCAAGGGCCAAUUCAGAAAAACCUGCCGUAUGAGUCAAAUAUAGGACAGGUGGGAUAUGAAGCUCAUGUCAGCAAGUUGAAAGAACAUAUAUGCAAAGGCGAUAUUAUCCAGGCAGUGCCGUCACAAAGAGUUACUCGUCGUACAUCACUGCACCCAUUCAAUGUGUACCGGAGAUUGCGGACGGUGAAUCCGUCGCCGUAUCUCUUCUUCAUUGAUUGUGAUGAGUUUCAAAUCAUUGGUGCUAGCCCUGAGUUGCUCGUUAAAUCGGAAAAAAGACGAGUUUCGGUACACCUCACCGCUGGUACAGUCAGGCUGGGGGCAACAACAGCGGAGGACGAUGCCCUAGCAGAUGGGCUUAAGGGCUCUAUCAAAGACAGAGCUGAGCAUGUUAUGCUCGUUGAUCUUGCGAGAAAUGACGUGAAUCGCAUUUGCGACCCGCUUACAGUACGUGUAGAUAGAUUGAUAGUGGUACGGCGCUUCAGCCACGUGCAGCACCUGACUUCUGAAGUCUCUGGCAUUCUUCGACCGAAUCAAACCAGAUUCGAUGCAUUCCGAUCCGUAUUCCCCGGUGGUACCGUUAGUGGAGCACCGAAAGUUCGAGCGAUGGAGUUGAUAAGUGAACUUGAGAAAGAAACUCGUGGGGUGUACGGAGGCGCGGUCGGAUACUUUGGCUAUAACACAGUUUCAGACGGUGCAGUUGAAGAGGGUGACAUGGAUACCUGCAUUGCUUUGCGUACCAUGGUAAUGAAGAAAGGAACUGUGUACCUUCAAGCAGGCGGAGGAAUCGUUUAUGAUAGUAAUGAGUAUGAAGAGUAUGUAGAGACGAUGAACAAGCUGCGUGCGAAUAUGAUUUGCAUUGAUAGUGCUGAGGCGCUUUUCGCGUCUCAAAGCUAG